CGAAAGAAAAUGAGAAAGGGAUGCUUCCCCAAAGCCCAGGAUAGGCUACUGGAUAACACUCCCACUAUCCUCUCUAUCUCUCUCUCUCUCUCUCUCUCUCUGAGGCAUGGCAACGUCCACAGCACUCCCAUUGUUCUCAUUCUUUUCCUCCUCGAUCUUCCUCUCCUCCUCCCACCAAACCCCAAAGCUGUCUUCUUUAACCUUCAGACCCUCUUCGCUCAAAACCUCAACGAAACCCCUCUCGGUUACCUCCGAGCUCGCCACCCUCCCAGUCCUCUCCUUCAAUGGCGAGAAGAUUGGCGAGACCCACCUCGACCUCAGGUCUGCCCCACCGGACACCGCCAGAGCCGUUGUUCACAGAGCAAUCGUCACGGACCUUCAGAACAAGCGUCGCGGCACAGCCUCCACGCUCACUCGCAGUGAGGUUAGAGGCGGCGGCAAGAAACCCUACCCGCAGAAGAAGACGGGACGGGCCCGACGUGGGUCCACGCGGACCCCUCUAAUGCCCGGUGGAGGCGUGGCCUUCGGGCCCAAGCCCAGAGACUGGAGCAUCAAGAUCAAUCGGAAGGAGAAGAGGCUGGCAAUAUCGACGGCUAUGUCGACCGCCGCUAUUAACACGGUCGUGGUGGAAGAUUUCGGGGACAAGUUCGAGACGCCGAAGACGAAGGAUUUCAUCGCGGCGUUGAAGAGGUGGGGAAUCGACCCAAAGGAGAAAUCGAUGUUCUUGAUGACCGAGGUCUCCGAUAAUCUGAGGCUUUCGAGCCGGAAUAUCGGUACGUUGAAGAUGUUGACGCCGAGGACCUUGAAUUUGUAUGACAUUCUGAAUUCCGAUAAGCUAGUGCUGACUCCGGCGGCGGUGGAUUAUUUGAACUCGAGAUACGGUGUUAAUGCAUAUGAGGGCGAGGGUGAAGAUGAAGAGGACUAUGAAGGAGAUGAAGGAGAAGAAGGACAAGGAACUGAGGCAGAUACGAAUUCUGAUGCAACAGAGUGAUGGUGCCGAGUGUUUUGACCAUCUUAUCAAUUGAUCGAUCUAGGAUCCAUAACUUUCCAAUCCGCCUAAGGGGGUUUCCUGUCCUGCAUAACCAACAGCCAUAUUAUUUUGUUGCUCAAAUCUUAUCAUGUUGCUGGCGGGUUUUGGUAAAUUUUCUAUGCAUCAUUUUUGCAUCAAUUUGGACAUUUGUUUAAUACAAUUAUAUCUAUUGGAUCA
Juglans microcarpa x Juglans regia is the source of this 1207-nucleotide messenger RNA. Its product is annotated as 50S ribosomal protein L4, chloroplastic. Gene Ontology annotation, biological process: translation. The record is from RefSeq and is a predicted model, not a curated record. The transcript is spliced from 3 exons. Lineage: Eukaryota; Viridiplantae; Streptophyta; Magnoliopsida; Fagales; Juglandaceae. The coding region runs from base 107 to 991 and encodes 294 amino acids. Gene Ontology annotation, cellular component: ribosome. Gene Ontology annotation, molecular function: structural constituent of ribosome.